AUGGCGACGAGCGGAUGGAGUAGUACUGCCGGUGGGCGUCGGCGUCGGCGACUGCGAGAGCGGUUCAAGAGAAAGGGAGUCGAGAGAAUUCAGAUCGAUCGCGACAUCUCGUCUGUUCGGCUGCCUGCCUGCCUUGCAUAUGAUAUUUUACCGAUUGGGCUUCACAAGGCACACAGUGGCAAAGGCCCAAUCCCAAGAGGACAACAUAUCCCAGACUGCAGCCCAGCCCAACCCCACGCGAAACGUUACCUGUCUGACUGUCUCUCUUUGUCUUCCUCCUCCAGUAUCGAAGGACGACGGCCGCCAUGGCCAACAGAUAAACGCGAACUGGCAAGAACCGCGAACAACAAGAACUGGGGGGCGUCCCGGUCAAAUUGGGGGCCCAGUGCUAAACUUCAAGAUGGGGCCCUAUUCUCGGGUGAGAUUCCGGCGAAUCUUGCGAACUGCACUUUCUUGAGCACACUCAAGCUGGACAAUAACCGGUUGACCGGUCAAAUACCUUCGCAGAUUGGUCAGUUGGGCCGGCUGAAGUCGUUCUCGGUGGCCAGAAACCAGCUGACUGGGCCUGUGCCUAACUUCUAUAAUUUCAGCUCCAUUGGGGCUGAUAGCUACAUGGGUAACCCAGGCCUGUGCGGCGGGCCUGGGCUGCAUCUUUGCCAGGACUCAGCUGAUCCACGGACAUUUGAUAAUCCGACAAUCAUUGGAGCUGCUGCUGGUGGUCCUUUGGGUUUCACCAUCGGCAUUUGGUGCUAUUUAUACUUUACAGGGUUCACAAACAAGAAGAAGCAGAAGGUGCAGAAGCAGAAGCAGCAGCAAAGAGAGAGUGAUCCUCUUUGCAACAAAUGGGCCAAGGGUAUCAAACGUGCCGAACACGUUAAGAUUUCAAUGUUAGGGAAAUCAGUUCCCAAAAUGAGCUUUCACGACCUCAUGAAGGCGACAAAUGACUUCAGCAGAGAAAACAUAAUCGGGUCCGGAAGUACAGGGACAACUUACAAGGCAGUCCUCCAGGACGGGACUUCUUUCCUGGUAAAACGGCUACAAAACAUUCGUUACACAGAGAAAGGAUUCGCAUCCGAGGUUGUGGCCCUAGGAAACAUGAAACACCGCAAUGUGACCCCACUAAUCGGAUUUUGUCUGACUAAGAAGGAAAGAUUGUUGAUCUACAAGGACAUGCUCAAUGGCACACUUCAUGAUAAGUUGCAUAUCUUGAAUGUUGGGGACCAGAUUAUGCAUUGGCCGCUAAGGCUCGAAAUUGCUAUGCGGGCUGCGAAAGGAUUCGCGCUCGAAAUUGCUAUCCGGGCUGCGAAAGGAUUCGCGUGGCUACACAGCAUGGGCCUCAUCCAUGGAGAUAUCAACCCAAAAUGCAUUUUGCUGGACGAGGGUUACGAGCCCAGAAUAUAUGACUUUCUACUGACCAACCGUUCUGAUUACCCUCGUUUGGGUGAGCUCAUAACUAACGAUGGAGUGUCGACCCAAGAAGGCGAUGUCUACAGUUUUGGAGUCGUGCUCUUGGAGUUGGUGACGAGGGAAAAACUAACAGACACCCAAUAUUACCUUGAAUUCACUUCGCCAAGUGAAUUCAUCUUGUCAGCAAUCUUUAGUGAGUCCAAAUAG
This is a messenger RNA of Striga hermonthica, 1614 nucleotides long. NCBI's taxonomy places the organism in Eukaryota, Viridiplantae, Streptophyta, Magnoliopsida, Lamiales, Orobanchaceae. The record is from the annotation of a GenBank genome assembly.